AUGUCUACAGACCCAUCUAGAAUAAUAUUACACUAUUUAGAAAAAUCACGUUGUCAUAGAAUUGUUUGGUUAUUAGAAGAAUUGAAUAUCGAAUAUGAUUUAAGAUUAUAUCACAAGAAUCCAUAUGAUCAAUCAGCUAUAAAAGAUAUUUUCCAAGUAUCACCAUUAGGUAAAUCUCCUAUAUUAGAAUUACAAUAUCAAGAUAAACCAAAGUUAAUACUAUUUGAAAGUGGUCAUAUUAUAAAUUAUUUGAUUGAUCAUUAUGAUAAUGAUUUAAAACCUAUAACUGAAGAAGGAAUUAUAAAACAUGAUUAUUUUACAUUCUUGAUAGAAUCUUCAAUAAGUGAAAAUAUUACAUUUAUUUUAGCGUUAAAGAAUUUUCAAUCAGGAUUGAAUGAUUCAUCAGAUGUUCAAGAGUAUAUCAAAGUUUUCAAUAAGGGAUAUAAUUUUAGACAAUUGGAAUUAAAACUUGAUGAGUUAGAAGUUCAGCUAUCCAGUGGAUCUAAUUAUCUAAUAGAAGAUAAAUUAACAAGUGUUGAUAUCUUAUUAUCAUUUUAUACUCAUAUCAUAUUUGACACUGAUUUAGUUGAUAUUAGUAAAGAUAGAUAUCCUUAUUUAUCAAAAUGGUGGGGGAAUACCUUGAAACAAGAUGGCCUAAUUAAAGCUAAUAAACGUGUUUUAUUAGAAGGUGAUAAUAAAUAUCCAGUUUGGUUUGAUUGA
This is a messenger RNA of Hansenula ciferrii, 720 nucleotides long. RefSeq names its product glutathione S-transferase. The record is from RefSeq and is a predicted model, not a curated record. The coding region runs from base 1 to 720 and encodes 239 amino acids. NCBI's taxonomy places the organism in Eukaryota, Fungi, Ascomycota, Saccharomycetes, Phaffomycetales, Wickerhamomycetaceae. The transcript has a single exon.